UUCCAAUCUCUCCGAGCGUUCCUGAACGCCUCAGUUGGCUGAGUGGCUCAGUGAAGAUGGCGGACUGUAUACGUGUUCCUCUGAUUUUGCUGGUGAUGUGCAUCUUUUCACUGGCGCAUCAAGUUCGAGGAGGUGAAAACAACGGUGUCGGCAGGCUCAGUGUUAUUGGAGACAACCCCGCAAAUCCUGCAGCAGGUCCGGGUCCCGGAGCAAACCAGGGAGCCGCUGAGAGGAACCAGGCAGCGGGGGCCUCGUUAAGUCGGAGGCGCUCUACCGGCUGGAAGCUGUCCGAUGAGGCAGUAUGUAGGGAGGAUCUGACCCGGCGUUGUCCGAAACAUUCCUGGAACAACAACCUGGCGGUACUAGAGUGUCUGCAGGAUAAAAAGGAGGAUUCUGAAAUUGCCGCCGACUGUAAUCAUCUUCUGUGGAACUACAAGUUAAACCUCACCACCGAUCCGAAGUUUGAGUCUGUAGCUGUGGAGGUCUGCAAGACGACCAUUUCUGAGAUUAAAGAAUGUGCUGCAGAGGAGCUGGGGAAGGGCUACCUGGUCUCCUGUCUGGUGGAUAACCGUGGAAACAUCACUGACUACCAGUGCAACCAGUACAUCACCAAGAUGGCCAGCAUCAUCUACAGUGAUUUUCGGUUGAUUUGCGGCUUCAUGGACAAAUGUCGGGAAGACAUCAACACUCUGCACUGCGGCAGCAUCAGCACCGGGGAGAAGGACGUCCAUUCUCAGGGGGAAGUGAUUGCCUGUCUGGAGAAGGGUUUAGUCCGUGAGGCUGAGGAGCAACCAGGCGUGCACCGCAUCAGAGACGACUGUAAGAAGGCCAUCAUGAGAGUAGCUGAGCUGUCCUCUGAUGAUUUCCACCUUGACCGAUACCUGUACUUGGCCUGCAGAGACGACCGGGAACGCUUCUGUGAAAAUACAGCAGCUGGGGAGGGCCGAGUUUAUAAAUGUCUGUUCAACCACAAGUUUGAGGAUGCCAUGUCUGAGAGGUGUCGUGAGGCAUUGACCACCAGGCAGAAGCUGAUUGCCCAGGACUACAAGGUGAGCUACUCUCUCGCCAAAGCUUGCAAAUCGGACCUGAGGAAGUACCGCUGCAACGUGGACGCAAACAUGCCCCGAGCCAAAGAGACGCGUCUGUCCUACCUGCUGCUGUGCCUUGAGGCUGCCGUGCACCGAGGUCGAGUGGUGAGUGGCGAGUGUCAGGGAGAAAUGAUGGAUUACAGGCGGAUGCUGAUGGAAGAUUUCUCCCUGAGUCCUGAGAUUGUGCUGCACUGCCGCAGUGAGAUAGAGAACCACUGCUCUGGUUUACACCGGAAAGGCCGGACGCUGCACUGCCUGAUGAGGGUCGGCCGAGGAGACAUGGAGGCCAUCGAGCCCACCUGCCAAAAAGCGCUCAAGGACCUGGUGCAGGAAGCAGACCCAGGAGCCGACUAUCGGAUCGACAGGGCGCUGAACGAGGCCUGUGAGUCUGUCAUCCAGACAGCCUGCAAACACAUCCGCAACGGAGACCCCAUGAUCCUGUCUUGUCUGAUGGAGCAUCUGUACACUGAGAAGAUGGUGGAGGACUGUGAGCACAGGCUGCUGGAGCUGCAGUACUUCAUAGCCAGAGACUGGAAGCUGGACCCCAUUCUGUAUAAGAAAUGUCAGGGUGAUGCGGCCAGACUCUGCCACACUCACGGCUGGAAUGAAACCAGUGAGCUAAUGCCAGCUGGGGCCGUUUUCUCCUGCCUGUAUCGCCACGCUUACCGCUCAGUGGAGCAGGGACGGAGGCUAUCGAGGGACUGUAAGGUGGAGGUCCAGAGGAUUCUCCACCAGAGGGCGAUAGACGUGAAGCUGGAUCCUGAGCUGCAGAGACGCUGCAUGGCCGACCUGGGAAAGUGGUGCAGUGAGAAGUCGGAGACUGGCCAGGAGCUGGAGUGUCUGCAGGACCAUCUGGAGGAUCUGGUGUCCGACUGCAGAGACGUAGUGGGGAAUCUUACAGAGCUUGAGUCGGAGGACAUUCAGAUUGAGGCUUUAUUAAUGCGAGCCUGUGAACCUGUAAUUCAAGGCUACUGUCAUGAGGUAGCAGACAAUCAGAUCGACUCUGGUGACCUGAUGGAGUGUUUGAUUCAGAACAAACACCAGAAGGAGAUGAAUGAGAAGUGUGCAGUGGGCGUCACACAUUUCCAGCUGGUUCAGAUCAAAGACUUUCGUUUCUCCUACAAAUUCAAGACCGCCUGCAAAGAGGACGUCCUGAAGCUUUGUCCCAACAUCAAGAAGAAGGUGGACGUGGUCAUCUGCCUCAGCACCACGGUGAGAAAUGACACCCUGCAGGACGCCAAGGAGCAGCGCGUGUCGGUCAAAUGCCGCAAACAGCUCCGAGUGGAGGAGGUGGAGAUGUCAGAGGACAUCCGUCUGGAGCCGGAGCUGUAUGACUCAUGUAAGCAGGACAUCAACCGGCUGUGUCAGAACGUGGCUUUUGGCAAUGCACAGGUGGUCGAGUGUCUGAAGGAGAACAAACGCCAGCUGUCUUCGCGCUGCCACCAAAAGAUCUUCAAGCUCCAGGAGGUGGAGAUGGUUGACCCUGAACUGGACUAUCAGCUGAUGAGAGUCUGCAAGCACAUGAUCCGGCGGUUCUGCACGGAGUCGGAGGGCAAGAACGUUCUUCAGUGUCUGAAACAGAACAAGAACAGUGAGCUGAUGGAUCCCAAAUGCAAACAGAUGAUCACCAAGAGACAGAUCACCCAGAACACAGACUACAGAUUAAACCCUGUGCUGAAGAAGGCCUGUAAAGCCGACAUCCCAAAAUUCUGUCAGUCUGUCCUGAACAAGGGAGCGACGGACACAGAGCUGGAGGGUCAAGUCAUCUCCUGCCUCAAACUCAAAUAUGCAGACCAGCGUUUGUCUCCAGACUGUGAGGAUCAGAUUCGGGUCAUCUUGCAGGAGUCGGCUCUGGACUACAGAUUGGACCCUCAGCUUCAGAUCCACUGCACCCAAGAGAUUUCAAGUCUGUGUCCAGAGGAGGCAGCAGCUCAGGAGCAGACGGGACAGGUGGAGGAGUGUCUGAAAAUCAACCUUCUGAAGAUCAAACAGGAAGCUUGUAAGAAGGAAGUGCUGAACAUGCUGAAGGAGAGCAAGGCGGACAUCUUUGUUGACCCUGUUCUCCACACAGCGUGCGCGCUGGACAUCAAACAUCACUGUGCUGCCAUCCCACCUGGCAAGGGGCGCCAGAUGUCCUGCCUGAUGGAGGCGCUGCAGGACAAACGUGUCCGUCUGCAGCCAGAGUGCAAGAAGAGACUCCAGGAUCGUAUCGACAUGUGGAGCUAUGCUGCUAAGGUGGCGCCAGCAGAGGGAUUCUCAGACCUGGCCAUGCAAGUGAUGACAUCACCGUCCAAGAACUACAUCCUCACUGUGAUUGGUGUGGGUGUGGCCCUGCUUUUCCUCGUUGGGAUGUUUUGUGGCAGAUUCACAAAACGAGUGACUCAGGAGCUGAAGGACAGCGAGGCUUUUUGAAGGGAGAAAGGAGAGAGACAGAUCUGAGUUCCUCCAGGCAUCAUCUUCAUCCAGCAGCUUGACUGAUGAGGGGGCUUGAUGAAAUUCUUGAUGAAAUUACAUUUUCAUUUAACAUUUUAUACAUCAGAAAUUUAAAGAUAUAAAGCUUAAGAUAAUUAGCUUUUUUUUGUCCAUCAGUAAAAGCAUCCAUGAAAGUUUUUAACUCUGAGUCUGCUGCUGGAGUUUGAGGCCUCAACUGCUGAAAGCUCGGCUAGUGGAGUUCUGCAGUUUGGGGGACAAAAUAGCAAAGCCUGCUGGAUAAGAUGCGUGCACGUGUGUGUGUGUGUGUGUGAGAGAGAGAGCAGAACACCUAGAUGACUGUAUAUGUGUCGUACGCUGUGCAUGUCGUGCAGUUGACUUGUACUGCUACAUUUUUCAUCUAGCCGAUUCUUAAAGCGUUCUGUGGUGAGUGCUGCCCUCGCUGCCUGCAACUCCAAACUUUCUUCUCAACUGCCUUUUUUCAGCCUUUUUCUUUUUUUUCUUUUUGUUUUUUUAAAUCAAAGUUGUGCCUAAAACGUCCCUGCAUUUCUCAUCAAAUGACAGGGUUGGUCAGAGAUGGACCAUGUCCACAUCAUGUGUUAAUUGUUGCCUGGAGUUUCGAACUCUGCAGGCGGUUUGGUCGUCUGUUUUAUGAUCCAGAGAGGUGAUGGAAAGUUUCUUUUUGUUUGUUUUUUUUAAGUUUGUGAUUGAAUAUAUGUUUUCUGUUUGGAUUCAUGAAACUUCUUGUUUUUCAGUUUUUGUGUCAUUUUGUUUCUCUGUACAGAAAACUAUGGACAGUUUCUUAUUAAUAAUAAAGUGUGCAAGGUUUCUA
Molecule: messenger RNA, 4350 nt
Organism: Poecilia latipinna (sailfin molly)
Lineage: Eukaryota; Metazoa; Chordata; Actinopteri; Cyprinodontiformes; Poeciliidae
Product: Golgi apparatus protein 1-like
Exons: 26
Coding region: 57-3500 (1147 amino acids)
Cellular component (GO): Golgi membrane
Molecular function (GO): fibroblast growth factor binding
Source: RefSeq, a predicted model, not a curated record